Molecule: messenger RNA, 7750 nt
Organism: Dendronephthya gigantea
Lineage: Eukaryota; Metazoa; Cnidaria; Anthozoa; Malacalcyonacea; Nephtheidae
Product: basement membrane-specific heparan sulfate proteoglycan core protein-like
Exons: 51
Coding region: 179-7438 (2419 amino acids)
Biological process (GO): axon guidance
Cellular component (GO): basement membrane
Molecular function (GO): extracellular matrix structural constituent; protein binding
Source: RefSeq, a predicted model, not a curated record
CACCACGGUAAUGUCACACAGACGGCUGCUUGCCACAAAUUACUGGCAUAGCUCAGAUGCGCAGCUUUGAGAAAUACAUCAUAACUUGACAAGUACUUCAGUAUAUAACAGUCGAAACCAACUAUACCACCGGGCGAAGAUAAUCCAUCCUUUCCAGGACUAGUGGGAGUUUGAAAGAAUGUCCGUAUCGUAUACAAAGGCGAUUUGUAUGCUGCUCGUCAUAUGUACAUUGAGUGCCAAAAGCGAGGUUGCAGGAAACAGGAAUGACGGGGAAAUCGUUUCAACAGGGGAGUCCACAUAUGUUCCAAGACGCAGAGAGAAUUUUCCUGAUAUUUUAUUGAAAGGAAUGAUUAUCAUAAAAAUAAGGACUCUCUCCUUCAUACGAGAGUUAUCAUAUCGUGAAAAUAAUCUCACCAGACGGCUGACAGCACUUUGUGAGAGAGAGAUGGCCAAGUUGUUUAGUUCCGUCAAAGGGAAACAAACUGUCAAGGUCGAAUCGUUUAGGCGUGGUCGAUGGAGUGCAGUGGUUGUGGUAAUGACGUUUGACAGUACAGGAAAUGGUAACAUGAGCGAAAUUACUGAAAUAGUUGAGAAAAAAAUCAAAGAUCCUGGAAGAUUCAUCAAUUACGAUGUGGACAGAAGAAUGGCUUCCUUCAGACCGCAGGGAGUCUUUUGUCACCCAAGAGUUCACUACGCUUUUGAAAGCUCGACCGAACGAGAUAUAUUCGAUGAUUCUGGCUAUGAUAACAACGGUGUCAUUUACGGCAAUAUUGCAACAACGAGGCAUGGAAAAUGUGGUAAAGCAGGCAGGUUUAGGAAUGGUUAUAUUUACCUAAGAAAGUUCAAGAAAACAAAAACCUCAGAAACUGAUACGAUUCUUGUGGCAUUUUGGAUGCGAAUUAUCAACCCUCGAAGCACAACGUCUUUAUUCAGAGGAUAUUACAAAGGAGCCGUUGUGGAGCUGUUUAUGAAAAGAGGCAUUUUAACAUGGAAGUUCAUCACUCGACGAGAAGCGGUUGCGUUCUUAGUACGUCAUACGAAAUUACUUCGAGCUCGUCAAUGGACCCAUAUUGUUGCUCUAUACGACCCCUUUACUCAUAAAGCAAAGCUCUAUGUCGACUCAGAGUUGAGUAGUGAGGUCGAUGUUCGCAAGGGAAUGGUCCGUUGGAGGUUUACGUCAUCGUUACGGUUCGGUAUGACGUCAGCGGAAGGGUAUCUGGAUGAUCUGUAUGUUUAUGAUUGCGUGCUGGGUGAAGAGGUACUCGAGGGUAUUCGCAAGGAUUGCUGGUGUCAGGAGUUGUGCGCUCCGAGAGGGGAAAAUGAAUUCCUGAUAAGAAUGAUUUUGCUUUCAACAAAUACCUCGAGAGAUGCGACUGAACAAAUCGCUAACGCAGUGAAGGCGAAGAUUAUUGAGAUGUUCAGCGAAAUAUCUGGAGAACAACGAGUUCAAACAAUUGGAUAUAGGCCACUGGACGAAGAUUCAAUCAUGGUGGACUAUUCCUUACAAAGUAUUGGUAACAGUGACACCAGAUAUUUAGCAGGCGUAAUGCAACCUGCAAUUACUUCCGGGAAUAUCGCUGGAGUUCCUCUUGCUUCAAAUGAUGUCUCGUUUGUUCAGUUAUCUGGCAAAGGUGUCUGUCUUUCGAACGAGAUGAAAUGUGGUGAUGGGGGAUGUAUUGAUAAAUUAUGGAGAUGCGAUGGAGAAAUAAACUGUCCUGAUGGAAGUGAUGAAAUUGAUUGUGGACAGGUUAUUUCAUUGGAUUGCCAUGCCAACGAGUUUACGUGUAACAAGUCACGUGUGCUUGGUAUCAGUGAUUGCGUUGAAGCACGAUAUAGAUGUGAUGGACAACUGGAUUGUGAUGAUGAUUCCGAUGAACAAGGAUGUGUCUCUCCCAAGUUAAUAACAGCUCCACGGUCAUUUCUGAUUGUCGCUGCGGGGGAGACAGCAAUCUGCAGGUGUGUAGCCAGCGGUGUACCACACCCCAAAAUCAGCUGGUAUCACGAAGGUGCAAAAGUUUCUUCGCUUCAAGAAAAAGUGUCAGUAACUUCGGUCUCAGGCUACGGGAAACUGACCAUACAUAACGUGAGGCCGGAGGACUCUGGGGAUUAUAUUUGUAAAAUCAGUGACAAUCGCAUAAGGAAGACAAUUGCUCCAAGUUGCACCAUUAAAGUUCGAGCUUUAGGUAAUGUAUGUCGUCCCCCGUUCUUUAACUCCAUGGCACAGCAAAAUGACCAAUGCCUCAGAUGUUUCUGUCAUGGACACACGUCAAACUGUAGAAGCGCGCAACUCUACAGAUCGAAGUUGACUUCUUACUGGGAUUGCUACAGCUGCACAAGAGACGAUGAACCGACACUUGUUGAUGCAUAUGGCACGUCUGUUAACGUGUAUCAAACGUCAAAUACUCCUCUUUUAUACUGGAAACUGCCGACAAUAUACUCCGGAAACAAGCUGACAAGUUAUGGAGGAAAGUUCGAGUUUACGUUUGAUUCUAACAACAUACAAAAUGGAGCGAGAAGAUCAAGACGAAACCUUGUUCAAACUGCGAGCUCCGACCCUGCUGUUUGGAAUUAUGUUCGGGAAACACCGAACAAGAAAUCAUGGCUUGGCAAAAGUGGGGUUCCACGUACCAAAAAUGAUGUUCCUAGUAGGCCAGCAAGUAGCGACAGCCCGGGAUCAGCCUCCCAGGAUUUGAAUCUCACUGAAGGACAUGGCGUUUUCAUUGUGGGAAAUGAUGGCACUCACUUGGCCUCAAUCAAUCUGGAUUACGUGGAUGAUGAUGUUUUUGGCAUAAGCGUAACGGAGAAAAAUUGGAAGGAAAUACAAAGACGUCGAACGGCUAAUCGAUCAACGUUGCUUCGAGUUCUUUCUGACAUUAAAUUUAUAUUCAUAAAGGCAUCUUCUGCUGGGGAUAUCGUUUCAAGGCUUCUCAGAGCUUCCCUGGACACCGCAGUCGAGGAAGAAUCUGGAGGAAAUAAAAUCACUUUGGUGGAACAUUGCGCAUGCCCGAUUGGGUAUGGUGGCUUUUCCUGUGAAAAAUGUUUAACUGGAUAUUUCCGAGAACAGGGUAGUCAAACGUGCGUGAAAUGUUCUUGCAAUAAUCACUCCAGCACUUGUCAUCCUGAGACUGGGAAAUGCGAGAAUUGUGCACACAGCACUGACGGUUUCAACUGCGAAUUGUGUGCUUUGGGUUACUAUGGGAACGCCACCAAAGGGACAUCACGUGAUUGCAAAAAAUGCGACUGUCCGUUAACCGUCGAGACAAACCUGUUUAGUGAGUCGUGUUAUUUGGACACUGAUGGUAAAUCUACCUGCACUUCAUGCAAGCAAGGAUACGCUGGCCGAAAUUGUGAAAUCUGUGCGCAAGGUUAUGAAGGUGACCCAAGAAUUUUGGGUAAAACUUGUUACAAAGUCGGCAAUUUUUCACAAUGUAAUGCGGCCGGUAGUGUUUCCCAGAGUACGACUACAGAUGGGGAAAUCCAGUGCACUUGUAAGAGAAAUGUGAUUGGUUCAGUUUGCGAUAAAUGCCAAGAAGGACGAUUCAAUCUUCAGACUUCAAAUCCGUCAGGCUGUGAAUCAUGUUACUGCAGCAGAAAAAGCAGAAGUUGUACGAAUCUAAUUGGCUCAAAGUUUACGAUUCAAACAUCAUUCUUGGAAGAUGACUUCAAGAUUGAUACUGUUCAUUCCACACAUAUUUUUCCUCACUCAGUACGCAAAACAGACGACCAGUUAUAUUUACAAAGUUUUUUCUCUGGUGUAAAAAUCAGAAGGUCUCUGUUUUGGCAUCUUCCAUUAAAGUUUGCUGGAAGCAAGGUUGCUUCCUAUGGCGGUUACCUGGAGUACACUGUAACUUACUCAUGGAAUGGAACAACAAAACCCUUCAACUAUUUAUAUGAUGUCAUUCUCUUAGGAAAGGGAUUUGGCAUUGUCUAUGUUGGACGACAGUUAAGGGGUAUUGAGUAUGAGAAUGGUAAAAAGGUUACAUAUAAAAUUCCUCUACUUGAGAAAUUGUGGAGAUUUUCCAGCAACAGUCGCGUUUCCAAAGCAGUGUUUGUCGUGUUUUUGGGACGAAUUCAUAAGCUUUUGAUCCUGGCCACGCCAUACACUGACAUGGUCGAAACUAGAUUGCACGAGGUCAAAAUGGACGCCCGUUAUGAGAACGCAGGGGGAGUGGAAAUACCUGGAAUUGAAAGAUGUUCUUGUCCCAAAGCAUACACAGGCUACUCUUGUGAGAGCUGCGCCGAUGGUUACACGUUCAGAGAUUCCUCUAUUCUUGGUCGUUGCGUGAAGUGCAACUGUCAUGGCCAUUCAUCCAACUGUCAUCCGCAAACUGGUGUUUGUCAGGACUGUCAACACAACACAACUGGAGAAAAUUGUGAGAAAUGUCCGGCUGGUUUCUAUGGUAACCCCAAAGCUGGGUCACCAUGUCAUUCCUGCCCAUGUCCACGUGUUGAUCCGGUGAACAGCCCCGGAACAAAAGCGACGUGUUUUGUGGACAAUGAGGGUGAUCCAGUAUGUAACCAGUGUCCUAAGGGACACGAAGGGAAACUUUGUGAUAGGUGUAAAGAAGGAUUUACGGGCAAUCCGGAAAUUCCCGGAGAAGUGUGUAAACCAGUUUCAUCGUGUGGCUGUAACUACGCAGGAACGAAAAGAUGCGACGAAAGAACAAGAAGAUGUGUUUGUAAGGAAAACGUUGAAGGCGAGAAAUGCAGUCGAUGUAAAGCAGGAUUUUACAAUUUACAAGAAAAGAACGAAGAUGGUUGCACUCCAUGUUUCUGUAUGGGAUUCAGUACAACCUGUCGUGUGUUGAAUAAUAGUUCAGAAAUUAUCAAAUUUUUACCGUCUUUAACAUUACCCGAUGGGUUGGUUGUCACCACUGAAGAUUUCUCUCGGAAUUCGUCAGACUUGGAAGUGGAUUCGCAGAGUAAACGAAUACGAUUCCUUAAUAAGACAUGGCUGGAACAAUCCAAUGUUUAUUGGAGAAUACCGAAGAUAUUUCUGGGUAACAAGGUUCUAUACUAUGGUGGAAUGUUAUCCUUUUUCUAUUCGUUCCAUUCUUCAGUGAAUGGAAACCCGAACUACAUGAUUAUGAAGGGUAAUGGCCAGACUCUUCGCUAUAAACAGUAUACUCAUUUCUUUCCAAAUACGGAAAGAAAUUUUGAACUUUUACUUCAUGAGAGUCGAUGGGUGAAACCGGACAGCAGCCGUGUGACUCGUGAGGAAUUCAUGAGUGUUCUCGUUCAUAUCGACGCCAUUUUAAUUCCUGUCAGCUAUUCAAGGCAAGCAUCUGAAUCAAGACUUGGAGACAUCAUUUUGACGUCAGCAAGUCAAACUAACAAAGCUAUGAAACCUGAGAUUUGCGUCUGUCCUCGUAACACUGAAGGCUCAUCUUGUGAGAGUUGUGUCCCUGGCUACACCAGAAACGGAAGACUGACAGCAGAAUGUGCUCCUUGUGAAUGUCAUUCCCACUCGAGUCGUUGUGAUCAAAGAACUGGAACUUGUGAAAAUUGCAAAGACAACACAGCUGGAAAGCAUUGUGAGAUAUGUGCUCAGGGAUUUUACGGCAAUGCUAAAAAUCGACGCAGAAAUGUUUGUAAAGAAUGUCCCUGUCCAUUACCUGGAUCAUCAAAUCGUUUUAGUGAAACAUGUUUCCUGGAUGAAGAUGGUUUACCAACAUGUGACGCCUGUCUGGAAGGAUACAGCGGAAGAAGAUGUGAAAGGUGUUCACUGAAUUACACAGGCAAUCCGUCAACUCCAGGUGGAAAGUGCUUCAAAGUCCCAGUUGAAUUGAUUCCAAAGCUGAAGAUUAUUCCUGAAAGUCUCACUGUUCAAGAAGGAGACAACGCGGAGUUUGUGUGUAACGUUCAGUCACCUCGUCCCACACAAAUAAUAUGGUCAAAACGGGAUGGCGAAGCCUUAUCAAAGCGAGCUACCGUCAGUGGAGUCAGUGGAAAUGUGCUUAGUUUCAGAACGCUGAACAUAAGUGACGGGGGCACUUAUGUUUGUACUGCAAGUAAUGAUAUGGCUCUGAGAACGGCAAAAUCACUUCUUGUUGUGAAAAAGCAACAACUGAGUGCAGUCAUCGUGGAUGUGUCGCCCAAAUCACGUUACAUUCCCGUCGGGGGAAGAGCUAAAUUUUCUUGCACAUCGAAAACAUCCUCACGAUAUUCUAUAACUUGGAGCAGAGAGCACGGCUUGUCUUUACCAUCAAGCAGCCACGUGAAAGACGGGACGUUGAUCAUCACUGAUGCGAGACUGAAUGAUGGAGGAACGUAUAUUUGUACCGGAAAAAAUGCUUUGAAUGUUGAUCGAGCAAUUAUUUCACUUCAUGUUGGAGUUGUUGUAAAGCCGCAAGUAUCAGUUACUCCAAGAAAAAGGAUCGUCGAUGUUGCUGACACGGUUAAGUUUCGCUGCUCGGCAUCCGCCGGUUUUCCAGCGGCAACCCUUCGUUGGGAGCGCGGGGAUGGCCGUCGACUUCCGCGUUUUUCAAAGUUUUUCAGUAGAACCGGGGUUUUUAAGAUUUUGGCCGCAUCAAGACGGGACGAAGGGGAAUAUAUGUGUACAGCUAGUAACACAGGUGGUGAAUCAGUGAUGAGAGUCCAACUGCUUGUUAGAGGCCCCAACAGCUCUCCCAAGGCAAACAUUAGACCGAGGCAUGUGACCGUGACUGAGGGGGAAGAUGCCAUCCUACGUUGUGAUGUGUCCGGAGAGGAACCAAUGGACAUAAGGUGGCAGAAACGCGGAGGAGAAUUAUCACGGACAGCGAUGGUGAGGAGAAACUAUCUUGAAAUAAAAAAGACGACAGUACGAGACCGUGGGCACUACAGGUGUAUCGCAAGAAAUAAAUAUGGCCAGGACUCUGCGCUUGGUAGCCUCUUUGUAAAUGAAGAUAGAUCAAUGUUACCGCAGGUUGCCAUCAGACCUCCAGGCAACGUUAUAUCAGUGAUGGAAGGCGAAGCUCUUAACCUUCUCUGUGAGGUCGCUGCCGACGAUAGAGUGGAGAGUGUGAAGUGGACACGGCAAUCAAUUGGAGGAGUCCUCAGUCGAAACUUUGAACUGAACUUUGUAAGAAUGAAAAUUGACGAUACUGGUGUAUAUGAGUGUACUGCGAAGACAGAAAAGGGUGAAGGCAAAGCAUCUGUGUCUGUUGUUGUGCAGAGAAAUGACAUUCUUCCUUCGGUGCAAGUACGGCCAAGCUACGUGACGAUUAGACUUGGUGGAAGUGUGACAAUCGAGUGUACGGUGUCAUCCACCCUUCCCGUGACUGUCACGUGGAGUAGGGCUGAUGGGUCACCCCUCAACAAUGAUUACUUGAUAAAAAACACCGUUAUCUCAAUACGCGAUGUUAAAAAGGAAGAUCAAGGAACUUAUAUUUGUGUUGCAGAGAACACGUUUGGGGCCAGCAAAGCUACGCUAGAUAUUGUAAUAUCGGAAGAAUAGACAUAUUGUAAAAUACAGAUAUCUGACAUUUCGUAUAAGAUGACUUUCGUUCGAGAAUUGUGCUUCAUUUAGAAAACCUACACAAACAGGUGAAAUAGGAAGAACAUAAUUCGAGGUAGUAUCCGCCUGGCCUCUGGAAAAUGCCCUAUUGUAUUGAGACUAUUAAAGAUCUAAGCCCUUAUUUUAUUUGCACAAAGCCUGACCGGCUGGAACCGGGCAAACGCGAUCGCAAUGAGGCGUGUUCACGAAGGCUUGGAUCAAGUUUGUGACUAGUUAUACUUUUGUAAAUUAACCUUUGAAUAAAAUUUUAGA